Molecule: messenger RNA, 5168 nt
Organism: Anas platyrhynchos (mallard)
Lineage: Eukaryota; Metazoa; Chordata; Aves; Anseriformes; Anatidae
Product: solute carrier family 22 member 2
Biological process (GO): transmembrane transport
Cellular component (GO): membrane
Molecular function (GO): transmembrane transporter activity
Source: RefSeq, a predicted model, not a curated record
CCCAGUACAGUUUUUUCUCAGACUCAUAAUUUUUCCUCUUGCAUUUCUCCCAGUGAAGUCUCAAAACAGUUUGGCUAAAGCUGCAUCUCAUCAUUGUUAAAACAAAAGCAGCCUUUUUCAUAGUUGGCAUUAGUAUACUCUGGGGAAAUAAGGCUUGCCAAAGUGUAUUUUUUAAUACUGUCAAUUAUCACUGGAAGAGUUCCCUGAAUGGAUAUUGACUAUUAUUGCUUCCCUUCCCCAAGUCUUUAAGGCUUGCAUUUUACAGUUGUUUGGUCUGCAAACUGCUGCAUGAAAUGCCUUGGUAUAUGACAACCAAAUGGUUGCUUCAUGUUUACUGUGCAUAAUAAAACAGAUGUAGAACAGGUACUGCUGGAUAAGCAUCCCCAGGUAGUGUAUCGAUGACAUUUUCUAAUACGAAGCUGACAGCAACAACUGUUUAGCCUUGGGGCUGUUGCCCACUUCUUAUCUAAGCAGUUGUAAGACUAAAUCUCACGUUCAUUGCUGUAUGCAUGACUAACUCCCCUGAACUAUUUUUCCAGCAAAAUAUGCUUUUCAUACAUAAAGAGGGAAGUGUACUCCUCUGGUCCUGCCAUUUUCACAACAUACAAGCCUAGGGCAGUAAUGGCUGUGGGUUAGAGGCUGAACUCUGCUGGUCAACAGCAUGACUCCCUAAGGGGAGCAUCUCCCCUGCUGGUGAAGUGCUCUCUCUGCUUACUGAGACAAGUGCUGCAUGACUCCUGCCUGCACUGUGAAGGACGAGAGAGAUCAGAAGAAGGGAAAAAUACCAGUUGGGAUCUGUUUUUGUAUGUGGAACAAGUGCACAUCACUACCAACUGUUCAAACAGAGCUGCUAGGAAAGAAGCAGUGUGAGGUAUUCUGGGGUGUGUUUUCUUUUAAGGAAUGGUCUAGCAGCUUUCAAUUACACCCAUUUUCCAGGCAGACUUUGAUUUCUGUUUCCUUGGCCUCACUGACUGCCCCUGUGAGCAUGACUACCUCCUGCUGUGAGCAUGCUGGGUGCUGCGCAUUUGUCCCAGCUCUGGCUCCACGCUGAAGCACAGCAGCCGGGGAGGUGAAAGUCCACCAUGGGCUGGUGGUGGCUGUGGGGUGCUGGGCGUGGGGUAGCGCUGCUGCAGGUCACUGCAGGAGUGGAGGUCUUGUUCCUUGCUUCAGUGCUUCUGCCUGGCAAGAGGAGGUAGAGCUGUGAGCAGGGAGCGCGGGGCCACAGAGCCCUCCUCACAGCUGGCUGGGCUGUAAUUGUGCUGGGGGUCGGUGGGUGGCUGCUGUGGGCCUGCUGGGCCAGGGAGGAGCUGGUUCUCUUUCUACCCCUUCUACCCCUCUGUCAGAAAAGCUGCCUAAGCUUGUUUUUUGCAGUAUUAGUCUUCAAUGAAGACUGAAACAACUAUCAGUGGUUAAUUUUAAAAGUAAAAGAAAACACAGCAAAUAAACACAAUGUAACAGCUGGAGUACUGUAUUUAUUUAGCUGUUCGGGGCGGGGAAAAACAUGCUGUGAUGAGGAGUUAAAUGCAAGUUCUGCCUGGGUGAAUUAAGGUCUGAUUUCAAAUGAAACCUUAAAAAAUAAAGCUUGCAACAUGUCGUUUAAUAAUUUAUGGAGUUAGUCUUGACUUUUGGUCAAAUGUUUUCGUUACUUAAAUAGCUUCACUGCCAACUAAGUGUAUCAGUGUUGCAAAGAGGACAGAUGAAGUUUUGAGGUGGUUUUGAUACCAAAAUGCCAACAUUUGAUGAUAUUUUGGAGCAGGUGGGCGAAUUUAACAGGUUCCAAAAGCAAACCUUUUUCCUCCUGUGUUUGCUCUCCGCCGCCUUCACUCCCAUCUACGUGGGUGUCGUCUUCUUCGGGUUCACCCCCGAGCACCGCUGCUUCAGCCCCGGCGUGGCGGAGCUGAGCCAGCGCUGCGGCUGGAGCCUGGAGGAGCAGCUGAACCACACCGUGCCCGAGUGGGGCGGCCACGGGACUGCUUUCGGCAGCCGCUGCAGGAGGUACGACGUGGACUGGAACGCGACGGGCCUCAGCUGCACCGACCCCCUGGGCAGCCUCGCAGGCAACCGGAGCUCCAUCCCCCUCAGCCCCUGCCGGGACGGGUGGCUCUACGACUACCCGGGGACCUCGCUCGUCACUGAGUUUAACCUGGUGUGCGAGGACUCCUGGAAGUUAGACCUCUUUCAGUCGUCUGUGAACGCUGGCUUUUUUAUUGGCUCCGUAAACAUUGGCUACAUAGCAGACAGGUUUGGCCGUAAAUUUUGCCUCUUAACUACAAUUCUUGCAAACGUGGUCUGCGGCAUCCUCCUGGUCUUUGUGCCCUCCUACCUGUGGAUAGUGAUUUUCCGCUUCUUGCAAGGGCUGGUCAGCAAGGGUUGCUGGACUGCGGGCUACAUCCUAGUGACCGAAGUCGUCGGUCCGCAGUACAGGAGGACAGUGGGGAUUCUCUACCAGACGGCCUUCUCCGUUGGGCUCCUGGUGUUCGAUGCCAUCGCUUAUGCCAUCCCUCACUGGCGGUGGCUGCAGCUCACGGUCACCCUGCCCAGCUGCUUCUUCCUGCUCUUCCACUGGUUCCUCCCAGAGUCUCCCAGGUGGCUGAUAUCUCAAGGAAAAAAUGACGAAGCUAAGAAAAUUGUCAGCGAUAUAGCUAAAAAAAAUCGGAAAAAGAUGCCUUCCCAUUUUGAGGAUAUUAAAUUUGAAGAUGAUGAUGAGGGCGGAAAGCAGAGUCCUUCGCUAAUUGACCUUGUCAGGACACCACAGAUGAGAAAAAACACAUUAAUUUUAAUGUACAACUGGUUCACGAGCUCCGUCCUCUACCAGGGGCUCAUCAUGCACAUGGGUCUAGCUGGGGGGAACAUCUACCUGGAUUUCCUCUAUUCUGCUCUCGUUGAGUUCCCAGCUGCCUUCAUCAUCAUCAUCACCAUUGACCGUGUUGGGCGGCGUUACCCCUGGGCUGCAGCAAACCUGGUGGCUGGGGCUGCCUGCCUUGUCACAGCACUGAUCCCAGCGGACAUAUAUUGGCUAAAACUGAUUGCUGCUUGCCUUGGGAGAAUGGGAAUCACAAUGGCUUUUGAAAUGGUUUGUUUUGUAAACACUGAACUAUAUCCAACAUACAUCAGGAAUCUCGGGGUGAUGGUCUGCUCUGCCUUGUGUGAUGUUGGUGGAAUUGUCGUCCCAUUUAUUGUCUACAGACUGGUGGAAAUCUGGCAUGAGCUGCCUCUGGUGGUCUUCACUGUUCUUGGUUUAAUUGCGGGUGGAUUGGUGUUGCUCCUGCCUGAAACUAAAGGAAGAGUUUUGCCUGAGACUGUUGAAGAUGUUGAAAACUUUCACAGGCAAAGUGCUCCGAAGGACAAAAAGAUCUAUCUCCACGUCCAGACAUCAGAAGUAGCACGUGACUGAAGAUGGUACAACCUUCUGGGCAGUGCUUUAGGGCACUGGCACGGACAAGCAAAUUGGAAUGAAUGCCCUUUUGUCUUGCCUCCUUUCCUUUUCUUCAUAGAAUCACAGAACAACACAGGCUGGAAGGGAUCUCGAAAGAUCAUCAGGUCCAACAUUUCACGGGAGCCUAGAUGAGAUUAUCUGGCACCCCGUCCAAGAGCAGCUUGAAAGCCUCCAGUGCUGGGGUUGCUCACCCAUCCCUCUUUUUUUUGGUCUGCCUAUCCUUUGCUUACAAUGUUUUCUGAUCAGGUUGUCCCUAUGACUGCAUAGCUGCUUCCCUCUCUGUAUGCUGUAAUAUUAAUGUUUUAGGGCUGGAAAAUGUUCACGCAAGCGGGACCUAAACAUGAGAGCAGGUCUUAUUUUGAGGAUGGAGGUUUCCCAACAGAACUCUCUAAGUCCCCAUGAAAUCUGACUUUGUUUUGUUGUAUACAGGGACAGCAUAAGAGUUAUGUUACCAUUACCUCUGUCGUGGAACUGAGGUGACUACAAAUCUCAUAUAAUCCUGUUAGAACAAGCAACCACUUUGCACAGACCUUUUUGCUAUCCCGUAUGUGUUAUGGUGUUCGUACAUGCCCAUGUGAGUGUACAGUUGUCCUGACUGUGGAUUUUACUGGCUAUCCUCAAGCUCACAAGGAUGGGCAUGGGCAUGAAGAGGGUGCAUGCAAGAAAGGCUACUGCACUUGUGAAGAUCUAGGGGUCUUUCUCAUUACUAAGUGUAGCCACUACAUUUUCUUGUUAAUAUCUCCACAGGCUCUAUCCUUCUUGGUAUGAUGCUGUUUUCUUAAAUCUCCAUGUCAUUAUAAAUGUGUGCACACAGACAUGUGGAACUUUAUUAAUUAUAUUCUGUUGAGCCCAGCUGGGGGUGUGGGGCUGGGAAUGAUAUAGCUGUCAGGGAGCCCAGGGCCUGACAGUGUCCUGCUCCACCUAAUAAUUUUAUCAGGGUUAGCCUGUGCCAGCACAGAGCUGUAUCUCUGGAGCGAGUGGGGCCCAGGCUUAGGACAGGGUUUCUGAUCUGGGAUUUGGCCAGUGCUCCUGUGCCACGGGGAGCAUUAGGGGCAAAGUUAGAUCUACUAGGGCCUGUCCAGCACCUCUCACAAUUUUCAGUUGCCCCAGAAAUGGGGUCUGCCUGUUUCUGUGCCUCCUGCUCCUCUCUGCUGUCAGUGGCAGUAGCGUAUCCCCUGCCCAUCUUUCCUGUUCAUGUUCUGCUUUUUCUUUUCCAUACCACUGUGCAACCCUAACAGUCCUGUGGUUGCAGAGGAGAAGGAGCAUGAAGUACUGUUGCUCCCCUUCACUGUUUGGCUGAUCCCUAGCACUGUUGGGAAAAACUGGAAGCCAGUGAGGAUGCUGUAUGUGUUCCACAAGAUACUUCUGCCACUUACUGAUCAGCUGCAGGAAGAGAGCCCCCAGCUGAGCAAAAUGUUGCUGGACUCCCACGGGCAGUGUGCAGUUGCCCUGGGGUUGCUUCCUGGCCCAAGCAUCAGUUAAUGUUCAGCCUUGCUGUGAGGGCCUAGAAGGCAGGGCAACAUGUUGUCCAGCGAAGCAGGGCCCUCAGAUGACUUCAGUCUGAGCUGUUGCAAAACUCAUGUUUGCUUUGGGGUCAGAGAGAAACAAAUCUGGUCCUGAGAUUGGCAAGAGGGCCCGUGGGGAUGCAAUUGUGUGUGUACCGUGGAGCUGAUCCCCUGCUGUGAUUUUGUGAUGACUUAGCUCUUUCCUGGAAGAAAGCUGUCAGAACAUC